Molecule: messenger RNA, 1085 nt
Organism: Papilio machaon (common yellow swallowtail)
Lineage: Eukaryota; Metazoa; Arthropoda; Insecta; Lepidoptera; Papilionidae
Gene: GSTo3
Product: pyrimidodiazepine synthase
Exons: 6
Coding region: 307-1029 (240 amino acids)
Biological process (GO): glutathione metabolic process
Cellular component (GO): cytoplasm
Molecular function (GO): glutathione dehydrogenase (ascorbate) activity; glutathione transferase activity
Source: RefSeq, a predicted model, not a curated record
UAAGUGGGUAAAUUCGUAUUCGAAAAUAUUGAAGUCAAUGCCAUCGGCCUUAAGCGGAUAAUGCUACUAAAUUGAAAAGCGCACAAGUAGCAGGAGUUGAUAUCGAAUUGUUUAUCUCUUUCUUCUUUCGUCGUAUUAUUUGAUAAUCGGGUCGCGAAUGAUGUCAUACCAAACCAAGCUUAUUUUAAAUGUGACGUAGUAUUACACCUAUUCGUAAGCCGUGUCACGGACUCGGUAGUUGUGUGCUGGAAAAACUAACCUUUUAUCACACGUUUUAGUGAUUUUUGAACAAAAAGGAUCAAGGAUAUGUCUUACUAUCAACACAAAACGGCAGGCUUUAACCCACCGCCGCCUCUCAACAACCAGAUGCGACUCUACCAUGUUGAUAUGAACCCAUACGGUCAUCGGGUGAUGCUAAUCCUCGAAGCUAAGAAGGCUAAAUACGAAGUAUAUCAGUUGGAUCCAUUGCACUUACCCGAAUGGUUCAGAGAAAAAAAUCCAAGACUGAAAAUUCCCGUUCUUGAGAUACCAACAGAUCAAGGGGAUAAAUAUUUAUUCGAAAGCGUAGUUAUCUGUGACUACUUAGAUGAAAGGUUUCCGAGGAAUCCCCUGCACUCCAAAGACCCUUACGUGAAGGCCCAAGAUCGUCUUCUUAUAGAAAGGUUUAAUGAGCUAAUUAAAGGAAGCCUGGAAUGUUUUGAUACCAACUUUGCCUUUGGCAGUGAACAAAUAAUACAAACAUUAGACGUAUUUGAGAAAGAAUUGGCCACGAGAGGUACAAAUUACUUCGGUGGAAAUCGACCUGGAAUGUUGGACUACAUGAUCUGGCCUUGGGUUGAGAGACUUUAUUUAUUACGUUGUGUCAACGAGCAAAAGUUCGACGAGAAAAGGCCAAUAUUUCCUAACUUCGCUGACUGGGGAGAUCAAAUGCAACUUGAUGAUGUUGUUAAAAAACAUUCUAGAUCGCCGGCGGAAUAUUUCGAUUACUACAGAAAUGCGAGAGCACAUUCAAUGGGAUACUAUCUUUAGAUUAACUAAACUGUUUGAUCAAGUUAUCUAUAAUCAUAGAUAAUUUGUUUAUCCAA